Aspergillus steynii IBT 23096 is the source of this 543-nucleotide messenger RNA. RefSeq lists its product as uncharacterized. Bases 1 to 543 code for a protein of 180 amino acids. The transcript has 3 exons. The record is from RefSeq and is a predicted model, not a curated record. NCBI's taxonomy places the organism in Eukaryota, Fungi, Ascomycota, Eurotiomycetes, Eurotiales, Aspergillaceae.
AUGAAGUUCUCUCUCGCUGCCAUGACCGGCCUGGUUGGUGCCAUCAGCGCCUCGCCCUACGCCACUCCCACUCCUUCGUCCUCGGCCAUCCCCUCCGGCACUCCCACUCCUGGAGCUGUUCUCCCCGAGGCUUUCACUCUCGUUGCUGAGGGCGGCCAAACCCUCCUGACCGAUGGCCAGUACGCCUACUUCGGCGGUAACACCACCGACAAGGAGAUCCUCAUCCUCCACUCCGCCCCCAACGGUGCCGUCUCCUUCACCUCCAAGGACGGCGUCCCCACCGCGUUCCAGAGCCUCUACGUCAUCGGCAACGACACCGCUCCUCUGGGCAUGACCAUCCCUCACUCCGGUGCCGUGCCCAACGGCGCCAGCACCCUGGACUUUGGCGUCAACGAGCAGGGCUACUUCACCCACGAGGGCAAGCCCUGGUUCGCCGUCGAGGGCUACGGCUCCAACCCCGAGAAGACCGUCUACUGGUACGGUCGUCACAGCUCCACCUACCGCGCCGCCAACCUGUGGGUGAAGGAGUGCAAGGGCUGCUAA